This is a messenger RNA of Mytilinidion resinicola, 813 nucleotides long. RefSeq lists its product as uncharacterized. The record is from RefSeq and is a predicted model, not a curated record. Bases 1 to 813 code for a protein of 270 amino acids. The transcript has a single exon. NCBI's taxonomy places the organism in Eukaryota, Fungi, Ascomycota, Dothideomycetes, Mytilinidiales, Mytilinidiaceae.
AUGGCACCCUUUCCCUUCAAGAGCCUCCCCCGUAACGUGCGCGACGAUGUCUACGAUCUCGUCCUAGAAGCCUUCGUCGGCACCAUCUACGCCGCAGACCCCGUCGACCUCGAAAUGGGCAUCGAGGCCCCCCUGCCGUGCCCGCCUCUCCUACUCGUCGACAAGCAAAUCAACGAGGAAGCCACGGCCACCAUUGCCCGCCACACAUUGCCCACAAUCAAGGGCGAUAUCGGCGAGUUCGGCCUCCAGGCCACGGAGGUCAAUGCUAUCAAGAAAAUGCGGCUCCUCAAAUUCGACAUCGGUUACGCCCACUGCGUGUCCACCAGCGUGCGGUUGCUUGAGAAGGCGUUGCGGAUGUUCCUGGAGACGCCAGCACAUCCACGGUGGAAUGGGAAGCGGCAGGGCGGGAGGAUCAACCUAUGCCCGUUCAAGGACAAGUUCACGGGAACGAAGACAAUGCGAGAACUGUUGGCCAGAUUGGCCACGCUGUUGAAGGAGGUUCUUGCGCACAAGGAGAUGGCGUGGGAGGUGGCAUUACCUAAGUCCUGGAAUGAGGAGUUCUCGACGUUGGCGCUCGCUACGAAGUAUCAUUGGUACUUUGCGGAUGAUGACGACGCGGACGACAUGGAUGAGUGGUUACAGGCUGGUGGUGGAUCCCGUACCGAGGUUCUUGACGAGCAGGAAGACGAAGGCCCCGAUGUGAGAGAGGACGCGGAGAUGCAGGAUGUUGGUGACGAGUCCGACGCAGAGUCCGAGCUGUCCGAUAUGGAUGAGGACGACAUGGAGUUGGAAGAGGAUCUCAACAUCGCAUAG